AUGGACACCAUUAUUCCGAAAGCUUUGAAGAAGGGAGACACAAUCGCCUUCAUCUCACCCUCCGCACGUCUCAAUAACAUCCUACCUGCUCCCCUCGAGCGAGGAAAGGCCUAUCUGGAGUCGCUAGGCUUCUGUGUCCAGAUUAUUUUCUCUAACCAAAAAACAGCCACUAUCGCGGAUUCUAUUCGUGUUCGAUGCGAGGAAAUCCAUGCCGCAUUCCGUGAUAGCACGAUUGGCGCCAUUAUUUGCACGAUCGGGGGCGCGCAUGCGAAUGAAUUGCUACCUUUCCUCGAUUACUCCCUUAUUCGAUCAAAUCCUAAAAUUUUCGUCGGCUACAGUGACACUACCUUCCUGCAUUAUGCGAUUCAAUCUCAGACCGGCUUGCGGACAUUCUACGGACCCAGUGUUCUUACAGAUUUCUCUGAUUUUCCUAAGCCUAUACAACUCACAGUCGACCACUUCAUUCAUGUGCUGACUGAAGGGGGAAAGUCUGUGGGUCCACUUCCUCGAUCCUCAAUCUGCUCGAACGAGCAUAGCGACUUCCUAUUUAGCAAAGGAAUCGUCGAGAAACCGCGCGAAAUCGUUGAUUCGCCUUCAUGGAGAUGGCUCCGGAGAGGUCGAGCUACUGGAUAUCUGUUUGGGGGCACUGUACCUUGUGUCGUGCGUCUUCAGGGGACCCAAUACGCCCCCUCGUGGAAAGACAAGAUUCUCUUUCUUGAGUCUGCGAUGGGCGACAACUUGCAACUGCCAUAUUCUGUAUCCCAGUUCCGAAACAAUCUUGUUGAUCUUGCUUUGUCUGGCAUAUUGCAUGAAAUCCGCGGACUAGUUGUUGGACGAGGCUACAAAUACAAUACUCACAUGCAGGAGGAGCUUGCAAAUGUGAUACUGGAAGUCUUUGAGGUGAUUGUUGGCCGAAAUCCUGAGGAACAGCUUCCGAUCCUGAUAAACGUUGACUUUGGCCAUACGAGUCCAUUCCUGACUUUGCCUAUCAACGCAUUAGUCAAAUUAGAUAGCGAUCUCGAUGAGUUUAGCGUUCUGGAACCUGGGGUGCAGGCUUGA
This is a messenger RNA of Aspergillus tubingensis, 1059 nucleotides long. Its product is annotated as S66 peptidase family protein. The record is from RefSeq and is a predicted model, not a curated record. NCBI's taxonomy places the organism in Eukaryota, Fungi, Ascomycota, Eurotiomycetes, Eurotiales, Aspergillaceae. The transcript has a single exon. The coding region runs from base 1 to 1059 and encodes 352 amino acids.